Messenger RNA from Phacochoerus africanus (Common warthog), 3961 nucleotides. It is a transcript of the gene VDR, whose product is annotated as vitamin D receptor. Gene Ontology annotation, molecular function: nuclear receptor activity; zinc ion binding; vitamin D response element binding. The coding region runs from base 467 to 1597 and encodes 376 amino acids. NCBI's taxonomy places the organism in Eukaryota, Metazoa, Chordata, Mammalia, Artiodactyla, Suidae. Gene Ontology annotation, cellular component: nucleus. Gene Ontology annotation, biological process: negative regulation of transcription by RNA polymerase II; multicellular organism development; cell differentiation. The record is from RefSeq and is a predicted model, not a curated record. The transcript has 8 exons.
GGAAGAAGAGUCAGGCCUCUAAAGGAUGCUGGGGCCCCCCUCUCUCCUGGGGCCUCAGGAAGCUCUCAGCCCCCAGUGCAGGGCUGGUGAGAGGCUUUGGCUCUUGUGUCUGGAGGAGCCAUGAUGUGUGUUCCUCUUGGUGCCCAUGGCCCUGAAGAAUGGGCAGGGAGACCCCUGGGCCAGACAAGACGGUGGGCAGGAGGACAGAGCAGCCCCACAGCUCAGCCGCUGGGCAACAUGACCAGCCACUUAAAAAAAAAAAAAGGAAGUGAGAAUCUGCUCUAAUUAGAAACUUCCGGCCCUUGAGUAGGUUUAGAGAAUUAUGGGCUUUCUGGGCCUGAGCAUUUAUGGUAACAGUGAAGCUUCAGGGACCACCAAAUGGGAGAGCCAGAAAGGAGUAAAGGGUGGAGCCAGUCUCAUACCCUGCGACCUGUGGUGGUGACAGUAUCUCAUUUCAGGACGGAGCAUGAAGCGCAAGGCGCUGUUUACGUGUCCCUUCAGUGGAGACUGCCGCAUCACCAAGGACAACCGCCGCCACUGCCAGGCCUGCCGGCUCAAGCGCUGUGUGGACAUCGGCAUGAUGAAGGAGUUCAUCCUGACAGACGAGGAGGUGCAGCGCAAGCGGGAGAUGAUCCUCAAGCGGAAGGAGGAGGAGGCCUUGAAGGACAGUCUGCGGCCCAAGCUGUCGGAGGAGCAGCAGCGCAUCAUCGCCAUCCUGCUGGACGCCCACCACAAGACCUAUGACCCCACCUAUGCUGACUUCGGCCAGUUCCGGGCUCCGGUUCGCGGGGAUGAGGGGGAAGGGACCCUCCCCUCCAGGUCUUUCUCCACGCAUGCGCCCAGCUUCUCCGGAAGCUCGUCCUCUUCCUGCUCAGAUCAAUACACCUCCUCUCCAGACACGAUGGAGCCAGCCAGCUUCUCCCACCUGGAUCUGAGCGAAGAAGACUCUGAUGACCCUUCUGUGACCCUGGACCUGUCCCAGCUCUCCAUGCUGCCCCACCUGGCUGACCUGGUCAGUUACAGCAUCCAAAAGGUCAUCGGCUUUGCCAAGAUGAUCCCAGGGUUCAGGGACCUCACCGCUGAGGACCAGAUCGUGCUGCUGAAGUCAAGUGCCAUCGAGGUCAUCAUGCUGCGCUCCAACCAGUCCUUCACCAUGGACGACAUGUCCUGGACCUGUGGCAGCCCGGACUACAAGUACCAAGUCAGCGACGUGACCAAAGCCGGACACAGCCUGGAGCUGAUCGAGCCCCUCAUCAAGUUCCAGGUGGGGCUGAAGAAGCUGAACCUGCACGAGGAGGAGCACGUGCUGCUCAUGGCCAUCUGCAUCGUCUCCCCAGACCGUCCCGGGGUGCAGGACCCCGCGCUGAUCGAGGCCAUCCAGGACCGCCUGUCCAACACACUGCAGACCUACAUCCGCUGCCGCCACCCGCCCCCGGGCAGCCACUUGCUCUACGCCAAGAUGAUCCAGAAGCUGGCCGACCUGCGUAGCCUGAACGAGGAGCACUCCAAGCAGUACCGCUGCCUCUCCUUCCAGCCCGAGUGCAGCAUGAAGCUCACGCCCCUUGUGCUUGAGGUGUUUGGCAACGAGAUCUCCUGACUAGGGCAGCCUGCGGUGGCACCCGGCCGGGGCUGCCUCUCUGGGGCCCUGCGCCCAGGCCUGGGGUGGGCGUCUGGCCAGCAGCCCUCCCCACCCCCCCUGGAGUUCAGCCCCUCCUCUGCCACCUCCCCUCCCCACCCGGCCCAUCCUCUCUCCUGCCACAGGCUGCCCCCAAUCCCACGAGACCUCCGUUAUGAGGAGUUGCUGUUAUUUGACAGAGAAACUCAAGUGGGGGCAGAGGGCAGAGGCUGAGGACCCGGGGACGCCCCCGCUGCUCCAGAAGCGGCUGCUGGUGAUGCCGAGGGAACAGGCAGGCAGGAGAAAUAGCCCCUUCCUCAGGGACAGAGACACCCGUACCUCCACCCGACUCCAGGCCCCCGUGUCCAGAGCCUGGUGGGAUCUUCCUUCUUCCGCCUCAUCCACGGCACGUACUGACCCACAGCCCCACCUCAUCCUGCUGCCGGUCUGCGCUGUUCCGUCCCCAGGCAGCGAGCCACCAGGGGGCCUUGGCCCUCUGCCUGUCCAGGACACUCACUGCCAAGGAUGACCAAAACCAGGGUGACGAAGGUCACAAAUCCAUCUCUGCUGCCCAAAGGGCACCUGCCUAAGCCCUCCGUGCCCACCUUCCUCCCAUCCCUAUGGUAACGUCCCCAGAAGGAGCUGUGGUAAGACAGGCUGCCUCCCCACGGCUGGGGACACUGGCCCAGAACCCACCUGCCAAGAGGCCCAGGAGGGAAGAGAGCAGGGCCCAGGCGGGGGGGCUUGGGGGAGGCAGGCACAUCCAGCCUCAUGGAAGAGUGGUAGACAGAGGCCUCACCUGUCCUGUGGUGGAGCCCAUGGCUCUGCAGCCUGGAUCUGAGGGGGUGGCCAAGGCGGGAGCUCUCCUUCUGACAACCCACAUGGCAAGACUGACGGGCCCCCAGGCUUCAGAGAAGCGCUGGGCUCUGUCAUCCUCCCCUGCCAGUGCCUUACCUCUGCUCCCUGAGAGAGGACCGGACCGGCCACAGGCUCCCCUCACACAGCAGCCGUGGGCACCCGAGGGGCCUAACCCUGGGAUGGCCAAGGGUGGUGACCCAGAGGUCAGCUCACUGUCCCCACCCCACCCUACAGUCUGGGGAAGCAGUGCCGCUCUGCCUACCAGCAGGGCCUCGUCUUUCCCACCUGGCCCGGCGCCCAAGCCAUGCCCUCCCUGCCCACCACUGCCUGCUUCCAAGACCGCCGUUCCCCCAAGAAGCAGGAGCCAGUGCCCCGGCCCCCAGGGUGGGGGUGGGGGUGAGAGACAGCGGGUUGGUCUGCUGUCCAGCCCGAGGGAGCGGGGCUGGUUCCUUCCGCUCCCAUCGCACCACUGUGACAUCAGCGGUGGGUCCUCCCUACAUCCAGAGGCACUCAGGAGGGGGCACUCCUGGCCCCGGGACCUCUGGGCUUCCACGGGGGUGUGAGCCGCAGGCCUGUGGGAGGGGAGCAGACAAGGUUCUCCCAGGAAUCACAGAGGGUCCUUCAGCUCCUACGGAGGUUUCUGUCUCAGCAGGACACCCCCCCGCCCCCCGCCCCGGCCCUGCACCUGCUGUUCCCUGCAGACCCCAGGAGCCAACGACUUACCACUGCAACCGCUGGGACAGCCGCCAGGGCCCGCCUGGCCAGUGCUUUCUCCAUCUGGCAGCCAUGUUCCUACUGCCGGCCACUGUCCUAAGACUCAGCCUGAUGCUGAUUAGAUGGGGGUUGUCUUCCGAAUUAGGCUCCAUUGUGGUACCACGUGCUAAUCUAGCCGGUGGUAGGGACCACAGGUGAAGCGAGAUUUACGGGACCAGGGUGAAAAUUCUAUAUCUUAAUCAUUGCUGUUGUUAGUUUACAAAGCAGGGAGAAGUGGGAUUUGAUUUUAGCUGCCGAACCUGUUGGCCCGGCUGCUAGUCAGCAAAAGAAAAAGCUGGAAAAUCACUAACCCAGUUCAACCCUCUGGUUAAAGAAAACUGACACUGAGAGGAGGGUGUGACUCACCCAAGCUCAAGGAACUAGUUAGAAGCAGCCCCAGGGCUGCACCCCAAUUUGGACUUAGGGUUCAGUGCUCGUUUCGCUACACCACGCUUGAGCUCAGACCCCAUGUCUCACUUCCCUAGAGGAGGACCUUUCCCUGGGGGAAGCCCUGGGCUUUCAACAGAGCAAGUCCAGAUCCCAGACCCCUGCCUUGCUUCCCUUGGUUGUCACCCCACUGACUGACCCAUCAGGGGGAGGAGAAGGGACACCUCAGCCUGUGUCAAUGUGAAUCGGACCCCCGCCCCUCUGUGGCCGUGGCCGGAUGGGGUCUCCGCCUCAGCCCUGUAUGAUGCUGUUGCCUUACCAAUAAAGUGCAUUUGUCUUUGUACCGUC